Trypanosoma conorhini is the source of this 1320-nucleotide messenger RNA. RefSeq lists its product as uncharacterized. NCBI's taxonomy places the organism in Eukaryota, Euglenozoa, Kinetoplastea, Trypanosomatida, Trypanosomatidae. The record is from RefSeq and is a predicted model, not a curated record. The coding region runs from base 1 to 1320 and encodes 439 amino acids. The transcript has a single exon.
AUGUGGAGCAGGCGGGCUGCUGCUUCCCUUUGCCGCCCGUCUCUGAGGCAGGCCCGCCGGCUGAUGUCGUCUUCGUCGUCGUCGUCGUCCUUCCAAUUUCCAGAGAACCAUCAGCGGUGCCAUCGCCUUGUGGCUACCGCACGUGAAACCGCGACGGCAAGUUUAGGGUGCAGCAGCGGCGGCAGCAAUGGCAGCCUAGCCUACCCGUGGGUGUGGAAUGAGACAGAGAACUGGUGCAGUCUCUGUCGUGAGCCGCACAACGGGUGGAACGACCACCGCGGGAAGCGCGACCACAUCUGCCUUGAGAUGUUCUACAAUGCGCUUGUACAGUACAGCAGGCAGUGGACACCAGCAACGUUGUGGUGGGAAAUAGAGAAGUGUACAUUGCUGCGGCGCUCCUCUUCGGAUGCACCGUGCCUCUCUCCAGAUUUUACGCAUGAACUUUUCGGCGAAUCGUAUCUUGAUUAUGUGCAUGCCCCAACCGCAGGAAAAGGCAACCUUAGUGCCCUCAUGAAGUACUAUGAUCGAGCCGAGCACUAUGGGCGCAGGUUGGAGCUCUAUGCAUGUAUUCAGCAUCUUAUUGAGAAUGGUAUUGUGCGUACGGAUCGAGCAGCACUCAGCGGGGGGUCGUCCUUUCAUGGGUCUCUGGUGACAUUUAAGGAGCUUUUUCCGAAUCUUGUGAAUAUGUUUCCUUACGCGGAUGCCAAGGAGAUUUCCGCCUUGACACAAAUGAUUGCAUCAACCUACAACGGCGAGACGGUCUUUGAUUUGUGCAAUUUCCGGGGCUUGGUUCCUUGGGAACAGGGAAAUGAGGCAGCGAUGGCAAAGGGCCAAGUUUCGCCGUCCACCGGGGAACUCCAGGGUGACGCGAUUCCCGAUAGUGCUAUGGGAGAGUACUCGUAUCACUGGAAGGGCGUGUUCUGUCGCGGGGUGAUGGGUCAGCUGCGGUGGGCGUUGGAGACCGACAGCGUGGCUUGCCCUCUGCAACCAGGGGAAGGGAAGACGGGUGGGGUGUUUAGCGAGGAGUACUGGCAGGUUCUCGCAGAGCACACGUGCCGUGCGCUUCUCGCAGAAAUGGUCUUCUGCCGCGUUUCGGAGUACGUUGUGCGGGUGGAGGGAGUGUGGCGACAGCGCGGCCAAGAGGUGGUGCGGGGCCCGACCGCGGCGGGGUGCCAAGGUGGGGACGACGCGCUGUCGAAGUUGGCGUCAAACUGGGGCAUGCUCAAGUACAUGGAUGACCACUUCUACGAGCCCUCCUUUGGAAGCCGUCUGCCAAACGAUGGCGUGCCGAGGGGGAGGCGGGGGCAAGUGAAGGGAUGA